Molecule: messenger RNA, 1784 nt
Organism: Musa acuminata AAA Group (dessert banana)
Lineage: Eukaryota; Viridiplantae; Streptophyta; Magnoliopsida; Zingiberales; Musaceae
Product: alpha-humulene synthase-like
Exons: 7
Coding region: 1-1707 (568 amino acids)
Biological process (GO): diterpenoid biosynthetic process
Molecular function (GO): terpene synthase activity; magnesium ion binding
Source: RefSeq, a predicted model, not a curated record
AUGGAGAACGUAAUUUCGCAGCCACACGUUCCAGGUGAUGAAGUGGUGAUUCGCAAGGCUGUAAGCUACCAUCCCACCGUUUGGGGUGAUUACUUUAUCUUACAGGCCCAGAUGCAGGAGUGCGAUGCAAGGAUGCAAGAGAGAGCUGCAGAACUGAUGGAGCAGGUAAGAAGCAUGUUCAAGGACACUACCGACAUCUUGCAAACUAUGGACUUGGUCGAUUCAAUCCAGCUUCUUGGAUUGAGUUAUCACUUCGAGAAAGAAAUAAGUGAAGCAUUAAACCGAGUCCAUGAUGCCGAUUUUAACGAUCAUGGUCUCUACGAUACUGCUCUCCGGUUUCGCCUGCUGAGACAACAAGGGUAUCAUGUGACCCCUGGUAAUAUGCUCUUACGUUUCAUUGGAGUAGAUGUAUUUAAAAUCUUAUGUAUUUCUGUAGUUGUCUUUAACAAGUUCAAAGAUGAGGGAGGGAGUUUCAUGUCUACCUUGGGGAGUGAUGUGAAAGGACUGUUGAGCUUGUACAACGCAGCCUAUCUUGGGACUCAUGGGGAGAUCAUUCUUGAUGAAGCCAUCUCUUUUACGAGGAAUAGCCUAGUGUCUGCAUUAGCUGAUCUUAAACCACCAUUAACAACGCAAGUGUCUCUUGACCUCGAGACACCUCUCUGUAGGAGAAUUAGAAGGCUCUUGGCAAGAGAAUACAUAUCUAUAUACCAAGAGGAUGCCACACGAGAUGAUGCCAUCCUGGAGCUUGCAAAGUUGGACUUCAAUUUGUUGCAAUCUCUUCAUCGCGAGGAGCUUGAGAACAUCACCAAGUGGUGGAAUGAUUUAGUCUCCUCAAAAAAUCUCAGUUUUGCUCGAGAUAGAUUGGUGGAAUGCUAUUUCUGGAUCUUGGGAGUAUACUUUCAACCCUAUUAUUCUCGUGCACGAGUGAUAACGACCAAGGUGACUGCCCUUAUUUCAAUUCUGGACGACAUAUAUGAUGUCUAUAGCACAUUGGAGGAGAGUCACCGACUAACUGAGGCAAUUCAAAGGUGGGAUGCGAAGGUUGUUCAUCAAUUACCAGAGUACAUGAAGGAUUGUUAUCUAAAGCUAAUCCACACCUUUGAAGAGUUUGAAGAUUUAUUGGCUUCCGGUGAGAAAUAUCGCAUAACCUAUCUAAAGGAAGCGAUGAAAGUUUUAUCUGAAGUUUAUUUUGAGGAAUCCAAAUGGAGAGAUCAACAUUACGUACCAACUUUGGAAGAACAUCUACAUGUUUCCCUCAUAAGUUCAGCAUGUCCUAUGCUCGAAUGUGCCUCUUUCGUUGGAAUGGGAGAAAUAGCAACUGAGGAGGUAUUUAAGUGGAUUACUAGUUUCCCAAAGAUUGUCCAAGCUUCUGCAAUAAUUGGUCGUAUCAUGAAUGACAUUACUUCACAUGAGUUGGAACAAACUAGGGAACAUGUUGCCUCCACAGUCCAAUGCUACAUGAAAGAAUAUGGAACAGAUGUGCAUGUGGCAUGUAAGAAGCUCCAAGUUCUAGUUGAUGAUGCAUGGAAGGAUAUAAAUGAAGAGUGCCUCAAUCAAACUGCAUUCCCCGUUGCUUUACUUCAAAGGAUUGUUAAUUUUUCACGAAUGGCGGAAAAUAUAUAUAAGUACAUCGAUGGAUACACCAACUCCUCUACGAAGACAAAGGAAUAUAUCUCUUUGUUACUUGUACAUCCUGUUCCACUUUGAUUGUAUGACGAUGCUUGCUUCUUCUAUGAAUCCUUUAUUCUGAAAUAUAUGUAAGCCUUUGUAAAUGAACGUGUAUU